Lutzomyia longipalpis is the source of this 1578-nucleotide messenger RNA. Its product is annotated as zinc carboxypeptidase-like. The coding region runs from base 113 to 1405 and encodes 430 amino acids. Gene Ontology annotation, molecular function: metallocarboxypeptidase activity; zinc ion binding. Gene Ontology annotation, biological process: proteolysis. The transcript is spliced from 2 exons. The record is from RefSeq and is a predicted model, not a curated record. Lineage: Eukaryota; Metazoa; Arthropoda; Insecta; Diptera; Psychodidae.
AGCUGUAUUUUAGGCAUACCCAAUGACAUGAAUAUUAUGUUUGUCACUCCGUGAAGGUUACCCUGAGAGAGUUUUCCUGCCAAUCCCCCAAAAGAAUUAUCAAAAGUACAGGAUGUCUCGGGAAAAUCUGCAUUUUCUUACUCUUUUCUUGAUUAUUUCAGUGUCGGUCAGUUCAUGUGAUAUUGCUGAUAAGGCACGCUAUGACAACUACCGGCUGUACCGGCUUCAUCUGGAGACCGAGGAGCAGGUGAAGAUGCUGCAGGAAUUGGAGAAAAUGAGCGACAGCUACAUUUUCAUUGGGCACGCCAGGCAUCCGGAUCAGGACUUAACAAUAAUUGUUGCUGCUCAUAAGAUUGCCGAAGCUGCGGAUCUCUUCAAGAGAUACAACAUUACAGCCCAGGUGCUGGUCUUCAAUAUUCAGGAGAAGAUUGAGAAAGAAUGGGAUAAUGUGCUGCCAGAGAAAACGCCUGGGUAUCAAUUGGAUUGGCAGCAUUACUUCCAUUUGGAGACCAUCAAUCAGUGGUUGGAUCUUCAACUGAGCAACCACAAGGAUCUCACCUCUGUAAGUCUGGGAAAUAGUUUCGAAGGACGCAACAUCAGAGGUGUUAAGUUGUCGAGGAAAGCUGGGAAUACAGCAGUGUUUGUGGAAGGGGGUAUUCAUGCAAGAGAAUGGAUUUCACCUGCAACCAGCACAUACAUUCUCAAUCAACUUCUCACGUCAUCAGAUCCUCGUGUGAAGGAAUUAUCAGAGAAUUUUGACUGGUUUUUCUUCCCUGUCGUCAAUCCUGAUGGUUACGUUUACACCUUUGAAAAUGAUCGUUUGUGGAGGAAGAAUCGCAAGCCCUAUGGUCCUAUUUGUCGUGGAGUAGACCUCAACAGGAACUUCAAUUCUUCGUGGAAUGGACCAGGAUCCAGCUCUGAUCCCUGCACUUAUGAUUUUGCCGGUGGUUCUGUAAAUAGUGAACCGGAAGUUGCAGCCAUUGCACAAUUUAUCAAGACUCACGUCAAAGAGUCACGUAUUAAGACCUUCCUGAGUCUCCACUCGUAUUCGCAGCUUCUCAUGUUCCCGUUUGGAAGUACAACGGAGCAGGUGCCAAAUUACAGUGAUUUAAAGGAAAUCGGACAGAAAGCCAUUGAUGCCUUAGCCAAGAAACAUGGUACGAAAUUCAAGACUGGCAGUAUCAUUGAGACCAUUUAUCCCUCAAGUGGUGGGAGCAGUGAUUGGGCUUAUGAAGAAGUUGGCAUAAAGAUUUCGUACACUUUUGAACUCAGGGGACCACCAGAUAGUACGGAUAUGUUCAUUUUGCCAGCCAAUCAAAUAACCCCCGUUGGAGAGGAGACUCUCGAAGCUUUCAUUGUAAUCAUGAAUGAAGCUAAAGCUCGAGGAUACUACAAUGAUGCCUAAUUACAAUAUCGAGUUGUUUAUUUACUACAAUUUUCUCUGGGAAAACUCAUUAAUUCAUAAUAAGUUCUCAAUAACAAAUUUACUCAAUUUAUUGCAUUUAACAAUUAAUUUGAUAAGGAUUUUGGAAAGGAAUUUUCUAACAUUUUAUCAAUAAAAAUUUAUUUUUAAUAAAA